AUGACCGGCGAAAUACUUUUACACAUCGCUGAAUAUCUACCACACGGUCGUCGUUUCACUGAUGUGAGUAAUGAUUAUCCAGGUGGCGACCCAAAUUAUUUUACUACAGAAAAAAUUAUUAAACAUAAAGAUUAUGGAACAUACUGGAAGAUGACCAAAGAAUUUCAAAGCAUAGUAAUUGGAGAGUAA
Rhizophagus irregularis DAOM 181602=DAOM 197198 is the source of this 189-nucleotide messenger RNA. NCBI's taxonomy places the organism in Eukaryota, Fungi, Glomeromycota, Glomeromycetes, Glomerales, Glomeraceae. The record is from RefSeq and is a predicted model, not a curated record.